Acanthosepion pharaonis is the source of this 1245-nucleotide messenger RNA. The record is from the annotation of a GenBank genome assembly. NCBI's taxonomy places the organism in Eukaryota, Metazoa, Mollusca, Cephalopoda, Sepiida, Sepiidae.
AUGGAGUUAAAUUUAGUAUUAAAAUUAAUUUAUCUAUCUAUCUAUCUAUCUAUCUAUCUAUCUAUCUAUCUAUCCUUUGUUCAUAUAUAUCUCAGUCUGUUCAUAUCUAUCUAUCUAUCUAUCUAUGCCAGUCUUUUUAAUAUCUAUCUAUCUAUCUAUCUAUCUAUCUAUCUAUCUAUCUAUCUAUCUAUCUAUCCUUUGCUCAUAUAUAUCUCAGUCUGUUCAUAUCUAUCUAUCUAUCUAUCUAUGCCAUCUGUUCAUAUCUAUCUAUCUAUGCCAGUCUUUUUAAUAUCUAUCUAUCUAUCUAUCUAUCUAUCUAUCUAUCUAUCUAUCCUUUGCUCAUAUAUAUCUCAGUCUGUUCAUAUCUAUCUAUCUAUCUAUCUAUCUAUCUAUCUAUCUAUCUAUGCCAGUCUUUUUAAUAUCUAUCUAUCUAUCUAUCUAUCCUUUGCUCAUAUAUAUCUCAGUCUGUUCAUAUCUAUCUAUCUAUCUAUGCCAGUCUUUUUAAUAUCUAUCUAUCUAUCUAUCUAUCUAUCUAUCUAUCUAUCUAUCUAUCUAUCCUUUGCUCAUAUAUAUCUCAGUCUGUUCAUAUCUAUCUAUCUAUCUAUCUAUGCCAGUCUUUUUAAUAUCUAUCUAUCUAUCUAUCUAUCCUUUGCUCAUAUAUAUCUCAGUCUGUUCAUAUCUAUCUAUCUAUCUAUGCCAGUCUUUUUAAUAUCUAUCUAUCUAUCUAUCUAUCUAUCUAUCUAUCUAUCUAUCUAUCUAUCCUUUGCUCAUAUAUAUCUCAGUCUGUUCAUAUCUAUCAUCUAUCUAUCUAUCUAUCUAUCUAUCUAUCUAUGCCAGUCUUUUAAUAUCUAUCUAUCUAUCUAUCCUUUGUCUAUAUAUAUCUCAGUCUGUUCACAUCUAUCUAUCUAUCUAUGCCAGUCUUUUUUUAAUAUCUAUCUAUCUAUCUAUCUAUCUAUCUAUCUAUCUAUCCUUUGCUCAUAUAUAUCUCAUCUUUUUAAUAUCUAUCUAUCUAUCUAUCUAUCUAUCUAUCUAUCUAUCUAUCUAUCCUUUGCUCAUAUAUAUCUCAGUCUGUUCAUAUCUAUCUAUCUAUGCCAUCUGUUCAUAUCUAUCUAUCUAUCUAUCUAUGCCAGUCUUUUUAAUAUCUAUCUAUCUAUCUAUCUAUCUAUCUAUCUAUCUAUCUAUCUAUCUAUCUAUCUAUCUCAGUCUGUUCGUAUCUAUCUAUCUAUGUGCGGAAAAUGUGAGUAA